This is a messenger RNA of Hordeum vulgare subsp. vulgare (domesticated barley), 941 nucleotides long. Its product is annotated as nuclear transcription factor Y subunit B-8-like. NCBI's taxonomy places the organism in Eukaryota, Viridiplantae, Streptophyta, Magnoliopsida, Poales, Poaceae. Bases 214 to 735 code for a protein of 173 amino acids. The record is from RefSeq and is a predicted model, not a curated record. Gene Ontology annotation, cellular component: CCAAT-binding factor complex; nucleus. Gene Ontology annotation, molecular function: RNA polymerase II cis-regulatory region sequence-specific DNA binding; protein heterodimerization activity; DNA-binding transcription activator activity, RNA polymerase II-specific. The transcript has a single exon. Gene Ontology annotation, biological process: regulation of transcription by RNA polymerase II.
CCACGCGCUCCUCGAUCUCCUUGCUGCACUGCACCUGCAGUCCUGCACGUACAUAAUAGUCCCCCAAAGAUUGAUUCUCAGUUUCUCGUACAAGUGUCCUUCCAGUUAAGUUCAUGCCUCCGCCGCGUCGAUGCUUGAUCGGAGUGGUUUGACGUCACCACUUGCUUCUUGAUUUGAGCUGAGACAGAUCAUAUAUAUCGAGGCGCCAGCGCCAUGCCGGACUCGGACAACGACUCCAGUGGGCCGAGCAACGCGGGCGGGGAGCUGUCGUCGCCGCGGGAGCAGGACCGCUUCCUGCCCAUCGCCAACGUCAGCCGGAUCAUGAAGAAGGCGCUCCCGGCCAACGCCAAGAUCAGCAAGGACGCCAAGGAGACGGUGCAGGAGUGCGUCUCCGAGUUCAUCUCCUUCAUCACCGGCGAGGCCUCCGACAAGUGCCAGCGCGAGAAGCGCAAGACCAUCAACGGCGACGACCUGCUCUGGGCAAUGACCACCCUCGGCUUCGAGGACUACGUCGAGCCGCUUAAGUACUACCUCCACAAGUUCCGCGAGAUCGAGGGCGAGAGGGCGGCUCCCUCCACCACCACCACCACCGCAUCAACCACGCCGCCGCACCUGCCCGAGAUGCCAAGGAGCAACAAUGCCGGCGGUUACGCCGAGUACGGCAGCGGAGCCACCGUCCCCGCCCCGGGAGGCAUGAUGAUGAUGGGCCUUCCCACGGCACGCCGCCAGCUGUAACAGUAAAGAGUGUUCAGAGCUUGAGCAGAGCGCUUCCCCGGAUCCCUUAGGCUAACCUUGUGCAUACAAUUUCGAGGGCGUUGGUAACACCUCUACUGUUUUCCAUGCAAAGAUCUAGAUAUUGUUGCUACGAGGUGGAUACACAUACGGCCGGCCUGUAGUGUAAAAAAUAUACAAUACCAGAUGAAUAUAUGUUUUCUUUUUUA